Molecule: messenger RNA, 2265 nt
Organism: Anthonomus grandis grandis
Lineage: Eukaryota; Metazoa; Arthropoda; Insecta; Coleoptera; Curculionidae
Product: forkhead box protein L2-like
Exons: 5
Coding region: 452-1501 (349 amino acids)
Biological process (GO): regulation of transcription by RNA polymerase II; cell differentiation; anatomical structure morphogenesis
Molecular function (GO): RNA polymerase II cis-regulatory region sequence-specific DNA binding; DNA-binding transcription factor activity, RNA polymerase II-specific
Source: RefSeq, a predicted model, not a curated record
GUGUUGACACUGAUAGAGAAACAGUGUCGGGACGCGCGUAUACGUGCCGCGUCGCCACAUUUACGCAAGCGCGUGCCAUUUACCCCCCCAACUCUCCCACCCUCGAACGGCAAUUAUAAAACACGAAUUAAAAUUUCGAAAAGAAAAAAAAUCGCCGCAGAGAUUUGUUUGGACUUGUCAGUUAUGUAAACUCGGAGAUAGACGGCUCGGAUGUUUUAUAAAUAUAAUUAUAAUUUCGAAAACAUAUCGUAAGUUUUUUGUUUUUGAGCGUCGCGUUUUGUGUGUAUGUGUGUGCGUGCGCGCUUGUGUUUUUUGAGGCCGUGGGAAGAAAGAAGACAAACAAUAUACACAAUUUGUUUAUUUUAUUUUAUUUUAUUUAUUUAUUUUUUUUGGGACUGUUGUGAUUACCGGAAGUGUGGAACGCAGUGAUUUUUAUUUGUUAUUUGCGAAAAUGAACGAGUUACCGCUCAAUGAGGCGUUGAAUUUCGCGUCGGGUGUGAGGCAUCAGGAGAAUAAUAAUAUUCAUCCCCAAAUAUUGGCUUCGGAAUUGCUACAAACAGAACUGCAUAAAAUAAAGACCGAACCGGAGGUGCCCAAUUAUUCGCUUUCGUCACCAUCGCUCUCUUGUGGCCUAUCCUUGCAUCAUCCACAUGCAACCAUAUCCUCAUCCCCGCAGCCGUUUAACUCCCUCUCCACCGCUGUGCAAGGCACCAUACUAAGUAACCCAAGCAACGCUUCUCACUCGCCCGAAACGCAAGACGAGCUGACUCGUGCUCCGAGUGCGAGUUCUUGCACAGGUUCGCCACAGCCUCAGCCUAGUAGUAGUACCACGCCCACACCAGCUAACCAAAGUAACACGAAACCGCCCUACAGCUACGUUGCUCUCAUAGCGAUGGCUAUCCAGAGCUCGCAUUUGAAGCGUGCCACCCUGUCGGAGAUUUAUUCUUAUAUAACCUCAAAGUUUCCGUAUUUCGAGCGGAAUAAGAAGGGAUGGCAGAACAGCAUCAGGCAUAAUUUGAGCUUGAACGAGUGUUUUGUUAAGGUUCCACGAGAAGGUGGUGGCGAAAGAAAGGGCAACUAUUGGACUCUGGACCCCCAAUACGAAGACAUGUUCGAGAACGGUAACUACAGGAGGCGCAGACGUAUGAAAAGACCAUACCGGUCAGCGCAGCCCUAUCCCAGGGCGUUUCUGGGGGAUGCUUUGGGGCAACACGGACUAGCGCCUUUACCGAGGAACAUCUUUAGCACCCCAACGGCGUAUCCGCCACCGUAUACGCGAUACGAGGCCUCGUGGAUGGGGCCCACUCAGUUAUCUGCCACUUAUAGUGGAUGCAAUUAUCCCCAACAAGGUUAUCCGGCGUCGGCUCCCUUUAGUCCUUGUGGUGUGAGACAGGAGGCGCCCCGUUAUCCUCCUUACUGGCCAUCGGCGGAGAGCGAGUACGCCCAUUCUGCGCCCCACAAUUCACCACCGGCUGAUCAGCAGCUUUUGUUGCAAUGGUGACGUCAUCUAGCUCAUCAGGGUGCCAGUGGUAGUUUUUUGACAGCCCAGUGAAGAACAUGACGUGAUUGCUUUACUCGUUGGUUUCGUGAUUUUCGAUGAUUUGUUCAUUUUUUACUAUACAGGACAGGUUUUUAUGUUUCUUCCAUGCACAAGAGUUGGGUGUGACCAAUAAAUAAGCAAAUUUUUGAGUAAAUCAUGAACGUAUCAAAAAAGGUACCUAUAUAAGCUUUUUGGCAAAAAAAUAUAUAAACGGGAAAAACUUUUUUUUUAUGGAAUAUUUGGGACACCCUAUAACAUGUGAUAAUAAAAAAAGUCAAUGAACUUCGUAAAACGAUGAAAAAAAUUGAAAAUCUUGCAUUCUUUGAAUCUUGAUCUCAGCUGUGAAAAUGUUUUUAUGCUGAUAAUUGUUUUAAUAAAAUUUCUUAAUGUAUAUAGGCGUAUAACAUUUAUACGGGGUGUCCCAAAAUAAGUUGAGUUUGCCCUAUAAACGUGGUGUAGAUAUAAUUUAGUUUUGUGAAAUUUCUGGUGUUAAUAAUCAGUAUAGCAUUUGUAGUGUAUAUAAUUUAAUUUUUUAAUUAAUUUUAUUUUUAUCGGGGGCGUCUCAGACACCUUAUUUAUAUUUAUAUUAAAAAAAAUAAAUCUUUGUUGUUUAUACUUAUUCCGUCCUAUGUAGAGAGUAAGUUUAGGACUCUAAUAGAUGUGUUUCUUUUUUGUUUUUGUUACUUAUUAGCGAAAUGUAAAAAAAUAAAUGAUAUAAAAGAAUA